AUGCGUGUGAACGCAUCUAAAACGAAACUUCUGGUGCUUUCUCGUUCUCCAGAUCGUUACGCUGUGCAGAUGAACGGAGAAGCCGCGGAGCAGGUGGAGAAGUUCUUGUACCUCUGGGUGACAUUUCCUGGUGAUGCUGCUGAGUGUGGUGGUGGACUGUGCCGGGAAAUGGAAAUCGAGAUCAAAAUCGAAUUCGAAAUCGAAGCCACGAUUAGUGUGGCAGAACUGGUGGUAGUGGUCUGCUUUGUCUUCGUUCCAUUGCCGUCGGCUGGCCGCAGCGAAUGUCUGCCGGAGGGGGUCGAAAUCGACAUGCGAUGGGCAGAUACUCAGGCUCAACUCCAUUUUGCCCAGUCGCUGGCGUGCAGAAGUAUGUUGUCAACGACGGCGGCCACGACCUUCAAGUGA
Molecule: messenger RNA, 405 nt
Organism: Soboliphyme baturini
Lineage: Eukaryota; Metazoa; Nematoda; Enoplea; Dioctophymatida; Soboliphymatidae
Source: the annotation of a GenBank genome assembly